GAGAGUAUCGGUGCUCAUAGUUUAAAUGUCGUCACAAAUACACAAUUAAAGAAGCACAGUCGCCAGUUGUAAAUACUUGAUAUGAUAUCUGUGAUAUCUGUACUAUUAAUUAUAUGAGAUUAAAUGUGUUAUAGUUUGUGUGAUAAAAACCAGUGUUAUUACCUAUGGGAAACAGAUUUUUAUAAAAGGACCAUGUAUUUUGUGGCGAAAGGACUGUUUUUGACUUUUCUUAUCAUAAGUGUGAAUGGGCUGAACGACGCCGACUCGCCGCCCGAUGAGUUCCCCAUAAAAAACUUCACCUCGGGCAUCAACAAAACUGUUUUAACCAAAACCGUAUCGAAGAAGUACGUAAAGAAAGACUCGCAGCCCUCCACGUUGUUCCCGGGCCAGACCGAGCCCGCCGACGAUGUCCUGGAGGAGAACAAGAACAGGGUCAAGUCGGUUUACUACAACGUGACGACCAACACCAACAACACGACGCCGUGGGCCACGCUUUCCGCCAACGUCACUUAUUUCAACGAAGAAGCGGCCAACUUGUACACCAACAGUGAGGGACAUCCGACGUCUUACAACAAGUCGGAGACGGUGCCACAGGCAAUACCUAAAGGCACAAAAAUUGAUGAUGAAGUGGAGGAGAUACAGGACGGAACUAACACGGAGGAAAACAGAAGGCAUAACCCUUUGGAAAUGAAGACUCCGUCCUCCAGUACCUCAGGAACACUCCAUGGACAGUUGGUGGGAAUAGUAGUGGGUUCCUUUGUAGUAUUUUCAGUCUUUGUAUACGUUGGCUUAUUGAGUUAUCGAAAAUAUUUAGAGAAUCGAUAUGGAAGUAGGCAAUUGUUGGUGGAGGACGAGUUUUACAGUCCUGCUGGAAUGCAAAACUUUUCGAUAUAACUUCAUAAUCCAGGACUUAGUUGCUAUCGACAAUGAGCCUACCCACGUAGAGUAAUGUAUAAAUUGUAAAAUAAACUGAAUUAUUAAUUUUUUAAAUAAAUUAGCUGUCUGUGAUAUUA
Aethina tumida (small hive beetle) is the source of this 1013-nucleotide messenger RNA. RefSeq lists its product as uncharacterized. Bases 124 to 894 code for a protein of 256 amino acids. NCBI's taxonomy places the organism in Eukaryota, Metazoa, Arthropoda, Insecta, Coleoptera, Nitidulidae. The transcript has 5 exons. The record is from RefSeq and is a predicted model, not a curated record.